AUGAGUCUUGCAGCACGCUCGAGCUUCGAGUACUACUAUUACUAUCCCUCCCUUGCUGCGGCGGUGAUAUUCAUCGUCUGCUUUCUGCUCACGACGCUUCUCCAUACGUACCAGCUCAUCCGCACCAAAACAUGGUUUUUCAUACCGUUUGUCAUCGGAGGUUACUUUGAAUGGAUCGGGUAUUGCGCCCGCGCUAUAUCGAGCAAUCAGUCCCCCAAUUGGACUCUAGGGCCAUUCCUAAUCCAGUCUUUGCUCCCUCUGGUUGCGCCGUCUCUGUUCGCUGCCAGUGUCUACAUGGAACUGGGGAGACUGAUCAUUAUUCUUCAUGCUCAGAAAUACAGUCUUAUCCGGGUGAACUGGCUAACCAAAACUUUCGUGACCGGGGAUGUCUUAUCCUUCUUACUCCAGGCUGGAGGGGCCGGUCUCAUGAGUAGUCAUUCCGAGAGUGGUGUGCAAACUGGCUCGCACGUCAUCGUCGUCGGUCUCGUCGUACAGAUCCUCUUCUUCGGCUUCUUCAUCAUCUCCACGGGCAUCUUCCACAAUCGAAUGAACAAUAACCCGACAUCAUACUCUCUUGGUUCGGGCAUAAACUGGCAGAAAUUAAUCUGGGUGCUGUACUCGGCCAGCGUUCUUAUCCUGGUCCGGUCAGUAUAUCGUCUUGUGGAAUACAUUGAGGGGUUCGGGGGGUAUUUGAUCUCGCAUGAGGCAUACCUCUAUGUAUUCGAUGCGUUGCUCAUGUUUGUGGUCAUGUUGAUAUUCCAUGUUGUUCAUCCAAGCGAGCUCAAUGCUUGGCUGAACUCAGGCGGCCUUGUCAGCAAGGGAUUUAGGUUUGAAAGGCUACGUGGGGGCGAAGUACCUAUCAACUAG
Aspergillus heteromorphus CBS 117.55 is the source of this 867-nucleotide messenger RNA. RefSeq names its product RTA1 domain-containing protein. The coding region runs from base 1 to 867 and encodes 288 amino acids. The transcript is spliced from 3 exons. NCBI's taxonomy places the organism in Eukaryota, Fungi, Ascomycota, Eurotiomycetes, Eurotiales, Aspergillaceae. Gene Ontology annotation, cellular component: membrane. The record is from RefSeq and is a predicted model, not a curated record.